AUUGAUUUUUUUAAAGAGAUCAAUUCAUUUUUCUUAUGGUUUUUGUUUCGAAAACAUUGAACGAAUCUAUCAUAAUGAAUCUUAUUAAUCGUUACGUUGAUGUUAUAAAUGGAUCAUAUCAUCUGAUGAAAUGUUCGACAAAUAAACCAUUUUGGAUGGAUUUUUCCGAAUCAUUGGUCGAUUUAAUACGGAAAAAUAAUUAUUAUCGAACUGAAUUUUCGUAUAUCGUUAUAGCAAUCGGUAUCAUUUCAUUCAUUCGUUAUCUUAUAUUCAAUGUUAUUGGUAAUAUUUUAAUAACGAAAGGAAUUUUGUUGGAAAAACAUCGAAACAAAUUUUGUCAAGAUUUUUGGGUUUUUAUAUUUCGUACUCAAGUUUUUCUAUUAGCAUGGAAUAUUUAUAACGAAACAACAAAAACAUUCAAUAACGAUGACAUUGGAAUGAUUAUUGAAUUCAAAAUUAAAUUACUUUAUCUGCUUACUACAUCCGAAUAUAUUCAUUCUACUUGUCUAUUGAUGUUGGGAUAUAAUCAUGAUAAAGAUGCAUCAAUUUGGAUUAUACAUCAUACGAUUGGUAUCAUAUUAUUUUUAUUAUCCUAUAUUCUACGAUUAGAUUUUCUUGUUAUAGCAGGUAUUUAUAUGCUUGAAGUGACAGAUUUAUUUAUUUUUUCAAAAUGUUUUCUAAAAUUACAAAUUAAUUUGUUAAAAAAAUAUAUAAACUAUUUACGUGUUAAUGUUUUUAUUAUAUCAUUGUUUGUAUGGUGUUUUAGUCGUCUUUAUUCAUAUCCAUUAAUAUUUUCACCAAUUGCAAUUGAUCAUUUUAAACAAUUUUGUCAUCUUGAUCAAGGUUCUAUUUAUAUUUUUAUUUAUGGUCUUUUAAUUUUAAUUCAUUUAACCAAUUUUUAUUGGACAUUUACACUUGCCAAAGUUACACUUAUACUUAUUCGUAAAGGAAUAACAGCAAAUAUUGAAGAUGCAAGAGAUUUGAAUUAUACAAGUGAUGAGAAAAAAAUUGAAUGAAAAUUAUUUUUGUAAUUUAUCAAUUUGAACUUUAAUAAAAAUUUUGAA
Dermatophagoides pteronyssinus (European house dust mite) is the source of this 1064-nucleotide messenger RNA. RefSeq names its product ASC1-like protein 2. The record is from RefSeq and is a predicted model, not a curated record. Lineage: Eukaryota; Metazoa; Arthropoda; Arachnida; Sarcoptiformes; Pyroglyphidae.